This is a messenger RNA of Penaeus vannamei (Pacific white shrimp), 927 nucleotides long. The record is from RefSeq and is a predicted model, not a curated record. Lineage: Eukaryota; Metazoa; Arthropoda; Malacostraca; Decapoda; Penaeidae.
UCCAGGCUGUCGGGGCUCACAUUGGCACAACGGAGAUCACCGGAUGUCCUGAGGGGAACGGUGCAAUUUAUGGCUUACGUCAGGGACUACUUGACCUAUUAUCAUAAAGCGCGAACAUGCCCAGGCAACUUCGAGAACGUCGGAGGCACCUGCCUGUACCUUGCCAAGGAAAAAACAGCGCGUUGGGAUCAUGCUCGGACGUACUGCAAGAAUCUGGGAGGAGAUUUGGCCGUAUUCAAAGAUGCCAAUGCAUUUACUGCAGGUCUAGAUUAUGUAAAAGAUCAACAAUUGGUCCGGAACACGCAAAUAUGGAUAGGCGCUACUGACAGGCACCGCGAGAAUCACUGGAAGUGGAUCACGGGUCAAAGGAUAACGAGGGUAACGCCCUUUUGGGGCAAACAUUAUUUCUCCAAACAGGAAUCAACGUAUGACUGCGGCGUGCUCCAUGGGCUGGACGAUUACCUGAUGCAUGACGCGGCUUGCUCUUCGAAGUACAUGCCUCUGUGUCAGAUCCAAUAGGCCCCUUCUGGUGUCACUCGAAGCCCCGUUCCGAAUCUCCUCUGAAUUGCGCUUAUGAGUUUGCCAUCAAUAGAUAGCAGCGUACAUCGCACGCUGUAAAUGUUCAUCGAUUGAGAUUUUAGAAAAUGAUGUUUAUUCGUGUUGAAGUAGUCUUAAAUUGAAUAAUCUGUGAUGUUUAAAGAAAAAUAUAUAUUUUACGAAAAUCAUAACACGGACCGGUCUAUAAUUGCCUAAAAUGUACGCACUCUUAAUCAUUUCAUGAGAAAUCACCUCGAAGAGAUUUUUCCUUUUAUUUCAUAUGACCUGAUAAGCAUCAUACCCGUACUACCGUGGCAACCUAUUUUACUGUUAUAUUCGUCAAAUAUUCUUUUCUUGUACGCCCCUGUGGUUGUGUUGUUGUCACCGGCA